Molecule: messenger RNA, 804 nt
Organism: Sphenostylis stenocarpa
Lineage: Eukaryota; Viridiplantae; Streptophyta; Magnoliopsida; Fabales; Fabaceae
Source: the annotation of a GenBank genome assembly
AUGGCCACACAUUCCCAAUCUCAAUACCAAUCUCAAUACCAAUCUCUUCCUCUGCAAGACCGAGUGGUGAUCGUCACCGGUUCCUCGCGCGGAAUCGGCCGCGAAAUCGCGAUUCACCUGGCUUCGCUCGGUGCUCGAAUCGUCAUCAAUUACACUUCCAACUCGUCCCAAGCCGACUCAGUCGCCGCCCAGAUCAACGCCAACACCGCUGCACCGCGCGCCGUCGUGGUCCAGGCCGAUGUUUCUGACCCGAGCCAAGUCAAAUCCCUAUUCGACUCGGCCGAGCGAGCCUUCUAUUCGCCGAUUCACAUCCUGGUCAACUCGGCGGGCGUCCUCGACGGCACGUACCCCUCCAUUGCAAACACCACCGUGGAGUCCUUCGAUCGUACCUUCGCGGUGAACACGCGCGGCGCAUUCGCGUGUGCGAGAGAGGCGGCGAACCGGCUGAAGCGCGGCGGCGGGGGGCGGAUCAUCCUGGUGACGUCGUCCCAGGUGGCGGCUCUACGUCCAGGGUUCGGCGCGUACGCGGCAUCGAAGGCGGCAGUGGAGGCGAUGGUGAAGGUGCUGGCGAAGGAGCUGAAGGGAACACAGAUCACGGCGAACUGCGUGGCGCCGGGACCCAUCGCGACGGAGAUGUUCUUCGAGGGGAAGACGGAGGAGACUGUGAAUAAGAUCGUGCAAGAGAGUCCUCUGGGAAGGUUGGGUGAGACCAAAGACGUUGCACCUGUUGUGGGGUUCUUGGCCACUGAUGCUGCAGAAUGGGUCAACGGUCAAAUUGUUCGUGUCAAUGGUGGCUACAUUUAG